This is a messenger RNA of Apus apus (common swift), 1549 nucleotides long. RefSeq names its product tumor suppressor 2, mitochondrial calcium regulator (gene TUSC2). The transcript is spliced from 3 exons. Gene Ontology annotation, biological process: regulation of mitochondrial membrane potential; inflammatory response. Bases 122 to 460 code for a protein of 112 amino acids. Lineage: Eukaryota; Metazoa; Chordata; Aves; Apodiformes; Apodidae. Gene Ontology annotation, cellular component: mitochondrion. The record is from RefSeq and is a predicted model, not a curated record.
AGUGUCGCAGCGCGGCGCAGGGAGGCGCUCGGGCGGCGCCGCCGGUGGCUCCGGGUGGCUCCGGGCCGCUCCCGCCCGCCCCGCCCCCCGCCCCGCUCCCGCCGCCCCCGCCGCCCCCGCCAUGGGCACCAGCGGCUCCAAGUCGCGGGGGCUGUGGCCCUUCGCCUCCCCGGCGGCGGGCGGCGGCGGCGCCGAGGGCCCCAGCGGGCAGCAGGCCCUGGCCCGAGCGCGGGCCGCGCGCGCCGCCACCCCCUUCGUCUUCACUCGGCGCGGCUCCAUGUACUAUGAUGAAGAUGGGGAUCUCGCUCACGAGUUCUACGAGGAGACAAUCGUUACCAAGAACGGGAGGAAGCGCGCCAAGCUGAAGAGGAUCCACAAGAACCUGAUACCUCAGGGCAUAGUGAAACUAGAGCACCCUCGCAUUCACGUGGAUUUCCCAGUGAUCAUCUGCGAGGUGUGAGUUGCUGGAGGUUGCUGCCCACGGGUGGGAGGCCCUGCCCCACCGCCCCCAGACUCUCCAGACAAGACUGCCUCGUGUUCCCACUGCAGGAGGACUCUGAGUGCACGGCAGGGACAGUGGCUCUCCCCUCGCCUGGAGGUGAGGCAGGACGGAGUGGGCCAGGCUGGGCUUGGCUAGUGCUCCUUGCAGGAGAUGGGUGACCUUGUGCAACAACUGCUUACAAACAUCCUCGCUUGAGUCAGAAGACUAAAAUACCUUUUGUAGCCUCUAGCCGACGUUGGAUGGGUAACUGGAACUGCAAAUGAGCUGCUGUGUGGGAGCUGUUAAAGGGAGAGUGAGCCUGCACUUCUCACCAGAGAAGUUCCCCUGCUUCUCAGGUACACGGCCCGGGGGGAGCCAGGGCCAGCUGAGGCACUGCCUGGGGUCCCUUGGGCCCAUUGGAGAGAUGGCCAGUGUUGUGGUGUGUCGCUGGACACAGCUGUGGUGUGCUGCUCCCCUGGGCAGGUCUGUUGGAGGAGGAUGAAGGGCUGAGGGGGUUCAGUCUCAAAGCACAUUUGGCUGCUGCUGCGCUCCUCUUGGGAAGGGGACGGAGAUCAGAUGCCACUGUCAUGGACCUCAGUCUCUUCCCUCUGUGCGUUUCCCCAUUUAUACUGGCUCUGGGAAGGUUGGCUUCACUGCUGCUUGCAGGUCUCAGCAGCCUGUGGUCACUGCUGGUGGCAGCGAGGUCCCCAGCUCUGCAGCAGACUUGUCUCCUCUGUUAGCAAGCUGGCUCCUUCUGAGCAGUGUCCCUUGCCCACUGCAGGGCUAAGCCGCUGGGCAAGGCAUCUCCUUGUGACAUCCUCAUCCCCCACUGCUGUCUUGGAUGUACCUACUGGUGGGGUGGGCCUUGACAACACCAAGCAGGAAGGAAAUCAUCUCUUUCCUCCAUGUCCCCUGAAAACAAUCAAUCGGUGAGCCUGCCCAGCCUGGAAAUCUCCCUGGUGAUGUGAGCUAUGGUUCCUCCUGCAUCCCAGUUGGUGGCAGGAGGAGAAACAAUGCACUUUAAAGGGAGGCUUUCUGCUCCGUCUUGGAAGGUCUUGCUCUUUUCUC